AUGUAUAAAAUGGAAUAUUCUUACCUCAAUUCCUCUGCCUACGAGUCCUGUAUGGCUGGGAUGGACACCUCGAGCCUGGCUUCAGCCUAUGCUGACUUCAGUUCCUGCAGCCAGGCCAGUGGCUUCCAGUAUAACCCGAUAAGGACCACUUUUGGGGCCACGUCCGGCUGCCCGUCCCUCACGCCGGGAUCCUGCAGCCUCGGCACCCUCAGGGACCACCAGAGCAGUCCGUACGCCGCAGUUCCUUACAAACUCUUCACCGACCACGGCGGCCUCAACGAAAAGCGCAAGCAGCGGCGCAUCCGCACCACUUUCACUAGCGCGCAGCUCAAAGAGCUGGAGAGGGUCUUCGCAGAGACGCACUACCCUGACAUCUACACCCGGGAGGAGCUGGCUCUGAAGAUCGACCUCACCGAGGCGCGAGUCCAGGUGUGGUUCCAGAACCGCCGCGCCAAGUUCCGCAAGCAGGAGCGGGCAGCAGCGGCCGCCGCGGCCGCGGCCAAGAACGGCUCUUCGGGAAAGAAGUCCGAUUCGUCCCGGGACGACGAGAGCAAAGAGGCCAAGAGUACCGACCCGGACAGCACUGGGGGCCCCGGCCCCAACCCCAACCCCACUCCCAGCUGCGGGGCGAGUGGCGGCGGCGGCGGCGGGCCCAGCCCGGCAGGAGCGCCGGGUGCUGCGGGGCCCGGGGGCCCGGGAGGUGAACCCGGCAACGCGGAGGCGGCGGCGGCGGCUGCGGCGGCGGCUGCCGCGGCGGCGGCAGGCGUGACCGGGGGUCUGGCUGCAGCCGGGGCCCCUGGACGAGGCUGCUCCUGGCCCAGGCCCAUCACCUCCAUCCUGAUUCUUCGGGGGCCCUUCGCCAGUGCAUCUUCGCUCCAAAGACCAACGUGCCAAGCCUUAGUGAAGAGCAGUAUGUUCUGA
Puma concolor (puma) is the source of this 921-nucleotide messenger RNA. RefSeq names its product paired like homeobox 2B (gene PHOX2B). Gene Ontology annotation, biological process: regulation of transcription by RNA polymerase II; enteric nervous system development. The record is from RefSeq and is a predicted model, not a curated record. Gene Ontology annotation, molecular function: RNA polymerase II transcription regulatory region sequence-specific DNA binding; DNA-binding transcription factor activity, RNA polymerase II-specific. NCBI's taxonomy places the organism in Eukaryota, Metazoa, Chordata, Mammalia, Carnivora, Felidae.